Delphinapterus leucas (beluga whale) is the source of this 3132-nucleotide messenger RNA. RefSeq names its product VPS26 endosomal protein sorting factor C (gene VPS26C). NCBI's taxonomy places the organism in Eukaryota, Metazoa, Chordata, Mammalia, Artiodactyla, Monodontidae. The record is from RefSeq and is a predicted model, not a curated record. Gene Ontology annotation, biological process: intracellular protein transport.
GGCGUCAGGCGCGGUGUCACGUGUCUCAACUGCUGGUGGAGAGAAGAAAAGGGCGGGACCCCGGACGGAGGGGUGGGGUGCCCUCCUUUCCCUUGGGUCACGCGCGGCAGGAAGUGGUUCCCGAAACGGAGUAUUCGAGAUGGGGACCGCCCUGGACAUUAAGGUUAAAAGAGCGAACAAGGUUUAUCACGCCGGGGAAAUGCUCUCCGGGGUGGUGGUUGUAUCUGGGAAGGAUUCGGUCCAGCACCAGGGAGUCUCCUUGACAGUGGAAGGAACCGUGAACCUCCAACUCAGUGCCAAGAGUGUGGGUGUGUUCGAAGCAUUCUAUAAUUCUGUUAAGCCCAUCCAGAUUAUCAACAGCACCAUCGAAAUGGUGAAACCAGGUAAAUUUCCCAGCGGCAGAACAGAAAUUCCUUUCGAAUUUCCUCUGCACGUGAAGGGUAACAGAGUCCUGUAUGAGACUUACCACGGCGUGUUUGUCAACAUCCAGUAUACCCUGCGCUGUGACAUGAGGCGGUCCCUGCUGGCCAAGGACUUGACCAAGACCUGUGAAUUCAUCGUCCACUCUGCUCCUCAGAAGCGGAAACUGACUCCAAGUCCCGUGGCCUUCACUGUCACGCCUGAAACCUUACAGAAUGUCAAAGAGAGAGCCUUGCUCCCCAAAUUUCUCAUCAGAGGACAUCUCAACUCGACCAACUGUGUUAUCACACAGCCACUAACGGGAGAGCUGGUGGUGGAGAGCUCGGAGGCCGCCAUCAAAAGCAUCGAGCUGCAGCUGGUGCGCGUGGAGACCUGCGGCUGUGCAGAAGGGUACGCCCGCGAUGCCACAGAGAUUCAGAACAUUCAGAUCGCCGACGGGGACGUGUGUCGGGGCCUCUCUGUCCCCAUAUACAUGGUCUUCCCCCGGCUCUUCACCUGCCCGACACUGGAGACCACCAACUUCAAAGUGGAGUUCGAGGUGAACAUCGUUGUGCUGCUUCACCCUGAGCACCUCAUCACAGAGAACUUCCCGCUGAAGCUCUGCAGGAUGUAGGCGGGAACAGGGGGAGAUGCAGCCGUGCCGACCUACGGGAGCCGAAGCCGGCAGCACCGAACUCACUCUCUUGAUGGUCCUGUAUCAGAAAUGAGUCUGACCCUUCUUCCUUAUUCCCUUGAGGCCCCUCUAGUCAGAGCUUCCCUUUGAAAUUCAUCAGGAUUUCUUCAUGGUGUUGGCAAGAUCGUUUCCCAGAGAGUAAAUUUCCUGUGACUCCUGACCAACCUGCUCCUUCUUAGGUUCAGAGCACAGUUGUAACGGAGUCUGAGCUUUGCUGGAAAGUGAAGUCAGGGACAAAAGAAACCUCCCGUCUGGCCGACGGUUGUGGCCAGGGCUCCCGACAGCUCCCCGACCCCGCAGGGUGGCGACAGGCGUGCUGGUUGCUCAUGACGUUGGCGGACGCCCGCCAAGGAGGGUGCUGUGGCGCCCGCUGCAGAUGUGCAGCGUGUUUCCCACUCUCUUGUCUUUUAUAACAUUUGUCAUGAUAACUUCAGAACUUUUGGGGACCUGGGGAAAGUAUGCUUUGCCCUCCCAGGAGUGAGGAGAUCUGGUGACCACGGCUGGUGCUGGAGUAUUUCUGAGUCUCAGGACCUGGUGUGAAGUUGCCAACUGCCGUCUUCCCAGAGUCCGUUUAAGUGCUAGGUUCUGUCGGGGAUAAAAACACGUGUCCACGCCUGUCGUCGUUGGCUGGGUUCUGAGUGGCAGGGGACCCGGGCCCAGGCCAGCAGUGAAGACCCCUCUGUGCUGGGUGGGACCUGGACCUGAUGAACUUGGCCCACCUCCAUCCCACCUGAGGGACCUGCAUUGGCGGGGUCAGGGGAGGUAGUUUGGCCUGAAGCCAUUUUCUCCCUCGCCUCCUGUUGGGAUUUGCAGUGUACGGUGGGUCUGUUACAACACAUUUCUUCCUUCACAUCCUGCUGUUUCUCUGGGUCCACAGUUAACCUCAGAAGUAAGCCGCGCACUGUGCACACUGCCUGGCCUUCCUCUCCUGAGGGAAUAAUCAUCACCUGAAGAGCUGCCAGCAGCCCGGCCGCCUUUAUCAUUUUAUUCAACCUCGAGGGGCCCGAGUGAGGGCCAUUUCCUUGCGCUUCUUGGACAGGCACCUCCACCAUAAGUUAUUAAGGAAAACUCGGACAUUUGGGUAUCUUGGGCAGCAGCAGUCCCACUACUGCCCUGGCUGGAGCUGGGGGUGUCCGUUGUCAGGUUCUCCUAUUACAGCAGGAGGAAGGGGAGGUGAAGGAAAGAGGCCAUGAACCUAAAACAGUACAUUUUUUUGGGAAAUGCCCGGUUAGGCAGGAGCACCUUCUGGCUCUUGGAGCUCCAACAGAAAUGGGGCCUUGCUUUGGUUCUCAGCUGCAUCGUGAGUUCCGCAGGAAAGGUGGAGACGUCAAUCAGAAAUAAAACGUUUAAAAAAGAAGCCAAAAUAUUGUGCCUGUCUUCAUCCAGAGCUCAUGUCCCAAGCCUACCUGCUCCGGUAGCUGUGGGGAGGUGGGUCCCUGGUGUCAUUUCUGCCUUCUUGAGGCUCAUAAUUCCGGAGCCUGAGUCUGAAUAACCUUUAAGACCUUUGGGGUAAGAUUACCCCCCACAUACUGGCGGCACUUUGGGCUAUGGCAGAUCACCAGUGCUCUCCACAGCCCCUUUCUGAUUCCCUUCCGAGUUCAGAAAUAGGGUGGCAUUUCUGUGGAGCCACGCCCACCUGACUGGGGACUGACUUCCAACUCCUUUGCAGCAGGGUGUGGUAAUGUGACAGGGAGAAUGUGGGCCCCUUCCCGUGGCUGGACGGGAACAGGCCUACUCCCCACCUAGACCAUGCUGAGCACAAGGAAUGUGUGAGCCGAACAGCUAGCUUCUCACCUGUGUCGCGGUCACCGGAGAGGGAAAGGAAUGGGUCAUCUUCAGAGCACGGGAUUGCCGGGUGUCUGGGCUGCAGCAGCCCUCCCCUGUCCUGCCCUGGAGCUUGUGACGUAGGGUCCAAUCCCACCCAUGCCUCUCGUACAGCCCGAGGUCCACAUGCAUGUAGUAUGAAGAAAUACUCCUUUAUCUUCAUGCCCACCCUCUGCAUCAAGAUUCUUAAGGGUCCAGAACCUUGCCCGAGCCCA